AUGUCCGACCGUAUGGAGGUCGACCAUGCCCCUGCCGGCCCAACGUUGGUCGCCUGUGUGUCAAUGGUGGCGUCGGGUGUCCCCCCUGCAUCCUCCGACCUGCUCCCCCUACCUUGUCUGGCCCUGCUGCUAGCAAAAGUAACAACACCACCACCGCCACCACCAGCAGGGGCGCCUCCUGCUGGAGAUACCAAUAUGCCUGAUGCUGAAGGCGAUGAUACCGAACCCUCCCCGGCCCAAAUAACAGGAAGAGCCGCCGCCCUCGAAUCGGGGCAUCGCACCCCAGAACGACCGGUCCGUGUUCCUAUGGAGUUGGUUGGCGCCGCAAAGGCGCUAAGAAAAGAGCUUGAGGAGAUCGAGAAGGAGACCGAGGUAGAAAACAGAUUUAAAAAACUUCUAUCUACCCAGAUGAGCGAGGUAGAUAAAAGGAUCAAUGACAUGGCGAAGGCCCGGGAGGGCAAAAUUGAAGACGAGCGGCGUAUCCUUGCGGCCGUCAAUUGCCGCAAGAAGGGCCCAAAAAAUGAUUUGAAAUGGUCUCUGUGUGUGGAUGCGGGUGUAUCUGGCCCUGCUGGUAAAAAGCCAGCAAAAUCAACACCACCACCACCACCUGCUGGGGCGACCCCCCAACGCCCAGCAGCAGCAUCAACGACAACACCUGCGGCGGGCUCCCUCAUUCUGAACCGUAAGGCUAACGACAUAUCAACAGCCCGCGAGCUAGCCUGCACCCCGCCCCCGACAAGUAAAGCUAAAGGAGGAGGAAGUCGUACUUGA
Molecule: messenger RNA, 771 nt
Organism: Talaromyces rugulosus
Lineage: Eukaryota; Fungi; Ascomycota; Eurotiomycetes; Eurotiales; Trichocomaceae
Exons: 5
Coding region: 1-771 (256 amino acids)
Source: RefSeq, a predicted model, not a curated record